Ambispora gerdemannii is the source of this 255-nucleotide messenger RNA. NCBI's taxonomy places the organism in Eukaryota, Fungi, Glomeromycota, Glomeromycetes, Archaeosporales, Ambisporaceae. The record is from the annotation of a GenBank genome assembly.
AUGGGGUCAACUAAUAUUAAUAAUACCAUUACCGAGCAUACACUAUUCCAAAAAGAGCGUGACAAUUUACUCAACAAUAUUCUUCAGGGUAUCGAACAAGUCAACACGAACAUGGCACUGCUAUCCAAAAACCUGGAUAGUGUCACUGCAGUCGGUAAAGACUUUGAGAAUGUCGCUGCGCUCUGGAAAAGUUUCAACUCAACAAUUAUCAUUGGUGGGACGGACGCGGAUUUAAAAGAAAAAAAUAAUAAUUGA